AUAAAUAAAUUGGGAAAGUAGGAACAAAAUAGUAAAUAGAAAAUAGAAUGCUUCCCGCGAUAUUCUCAAAUCCCUGUCCCUGAAAAUUCAGUCAUCUGAAGACCUAAAACAGAGCUCUUUUUCUCAUAAUUUUGAAGCCCUAAUUUUCUCCACUCUCAUCCUCUUCGCUAACUUUUUGGCGUACAAAUGGACUCAUUAGAUGAAUCCUUCGAAAAAUUAUUAGCUAUACGGCGAGUUAUGGGUAUGAAAAGAUAUCUACAAAGGGAUAAAGUUCCUUCCGAAAUUGAGGAGUGUCUCUUUUUGGGUUCUCUUGAAGCUGCAAGAAACAAGGAGGAGCUGAAAGAGUUAAAAAUUACUCAUAUUUUAACUGUGGCUCAUUGUUUGGUGCCAAUAUAUCCGGAUGAGUUUGUUUACAAGGUCAUAAAUGUUGCGGAUAAAGAAGAUACGGACAUUAAGCAGUUCUUUGAUGAAUGUUUCAAUUUUAUUGACGAAGCAAAAAGAUCGGGUGGUCGUGUGUUGGUUCAUUGUGUGGUAGGAAAAUCCAGAAGCGCAACUAUUGUCGUUGCAUAUCUAAUGAGACAACAUGGAAUGACCCUAUCUGAAGCCCUGAAGCUCGUGAGGAGUCAAAGGCCAAUAGCUGCUCCGAAUCGUGGUUUUAUGUCACAACUUCAGGAGUUCGAAAAAUCUCCUAUUGCUCAAGAAAAUGAGAACAAAAUUUUGAAGUGCAUGGAGUCAACUCAGUAAUUAAGAAGUUAAGAUAUUGCUAGAUGAGAUCAAAUUACCUUGAUGGAUGAAUGUAGAUAUUGAUCAUCAGAACUUGAAGGAUAUCUGAUACUCAUUUUGUGUGUAUGUGUGGAAACAUUCAAUAAAUUGGAUACAUUAAAAAUUAACAUUCAUCAAAUGGAAUCAAGUAGGGUUUAUGGGUGGCAUUGCAAAAUGUUGGAUUAGGCAGUCAAAAGGGUUUUGAAGGUGUAGUUUAUAUCAACCCAUUGAAGCGCAGUUCGGGCCUGGCCUGUAAACUAAAGUGUGGCCCAUUGAGUUGUGUUAAAAGACAACAAGAUGUGUAGUGCAGUUCGUAUAUGUAUUUUGUAUCUUUACAUAUAUAUAAUAUAAAAUAAAAAUAAUUAUGGA
Humulus lupulus (European hop) is the source of this 1131-nucleotide messenger RNA. Its product is annotated as dual specificity protein phosphatase 1-like. Gene Ontology annotation, molecular function: MAP kinase tyrosine/serine/threonine phosphatase activity; protein tyrosine/threonine phosphatase activity. The coding region runs from base 187 to 744 and encodes 185 amino acids. The transcript has 6 exons. Lineage: Eukaryota; Viridiplantae; Streptophyta; Magnoliopsida; Rosales; Cannabaceae. Gene Ontology annotation, cellular component: cytoplasm. The record is from RefSeq and is a predicted model, not a curated record. Gene Ontology annotation, biological process: protein dephosphorylation; negative regulation of MAPK cascade.